AUAUUCUAAGCAAAAUUUGUUUCUCUUCUCUUCUUCAAGAAGUAAAAUCGAAUUCUCUCUCUCUCAUUAAGCAUAUCGAAGAGGAGUUUCUGUUUUUUUCUUUUGUUGCUUUGCUGUUACAUUCUCUUGGAAAAAAGGCGUUACCUUUACUCUUCUCUUCUCUUCUCUCUUCUUUACUGCAGCAACGAGGAAGAGUAUUGAAACGAAAAGAUCAAUUUUUUUUGGCUUGUGGGUUGUUCAAAGAUGCGAUUUUUCAGUUGCUUUUGCUGUGGAAAAGGAUUUGAUCGGGAAAAGAAGGUGAAAACGGAGCCAUCAUGGAGGAUUUUUUCACUCAAGGAACUUCACGCAGCCACAAACAGUUUUAAUUACGAUAACAAGCUUGGUGAAGGUCGCUUCGGCAGUGUGUAUUGGGGUCAGCUAUGGGAUGGAUCUCAAAUUGCAGUCAAGAGAUUGAAGGCGUGGAGUAACAGAGAAGAGAUAGAUUUUGCUGUAGAAGUCGAGAUUCUUGCCCGUAUCCGCCACAAGAAUCUUUUGAGUGUAAGAGGUUACUGUGCUGAAGGACAAGAACGACUCAUUGUAUAUGACUACAUGCCAAAUUUGAGUUUGGUAUCUCAUCUACAUGGUCAGCAUUCAUCAGAUUCGCUUCUUGAUUGGACCAGGCGGAUGAAUAUUGCUGUAACCUCUGCUCAGGCAAUUGCCUACUUGCACCAUUUUGCCACACCUCGAAUAGUCCAUGGAGAUGUGAGAGCAAGCAAUGUGCUGCUAGAUUCUGAGUUUGAAGCUCGGGUUACAGAUUUCGGAUAUGGUAAGAUGAUGCCAGAUGAUGCAAGAGAUGGAGGUAACAAAAUCAUUAAGGGUAAUAACAUUGGGUAUUUAUCACCAGAAUGUAUCGAAUCAGGAAAAGAGUCAGACAUGGGAGAUGUGUAUAGUUUUGGUAUUGUUUUGCUGGAGCUUGUUACUGGUAAGAGACCUAUUGAAAGGGCAAACUUAACAACAAAACAGGGUAUUACCGAAUGGGUUUUACCUUUGGUUUACGAAAGAAAGUUUGGUGAAAUUGUGGAUCAAAGGCUGAAUGGGAAGUAUGUGGAAGAAGAGCUGAAAAGGGUAAUUUUGGUUGGGCUUAUUUGUGCUCAGAGGGAGCCAGAGAAGAGACCUACAAUGUCCGAAGUUGUGGAGAUGCUGAUGAAUGAAUCAAAGGAGAAAAUGUCUCAGCUUGAAGCUAAUCCACUUUUCAAUGGACACAACGAAGGGGAAGUUAUAAAUGAAAGCUCAGAGAUCAUUUCAGAAGAGAGAGCUCACAAAUAACAAGAAUAAGAAUAGAUAAAAAAAAAGUCUCUAUUGUUCGAUUUCACAUUCUUUUUGUAUUUUGUGAGAAUCUGGUUUUGGUUGUGUUUUUUUUUUAGAGUGGGUUGUGCUUGUGUUUUUAGAAGAGUGAAGUUGCUUGUCAAGUUUAUUGUGUUUUUCUUUUCAGUUUAAGAUUUUUGAGUUUGAUCAUUGAUGCUUCA
Molecule: messenger RNA, 1505 nt
Organism: Capsella rubella
Lineage: Eukaryota; Viridiplantae; Streptophyta; Magnoliopsida; Brassicales; Brassicaceae
Product: PTI1-like tyrosine-protein kinase At3g15890
Exons: 4
Coding region: 244-1305 (353 amino acids)
Biological process (GO): protein phosphorylation
Cellular component (GO): plasma membrane
Molecular function (GO): ATP binding; protein kinase activity
Source: RefSeq, a predicted model, not a curated record